GAUGAUUCGGCUUGAGGAAGCAGUGAUGUCCAGUUAUUAGACUAAAAAGAAAAAGCAGACAUUAUCACCGGACAAAAAGGAAAGGAAGAAUCAUGAUUGAUUUGAGCUUCCUAACAGAAGAGGAACAAGAGUGCAUCCUGGCUGUCCUGAGAAGAGAUGCAGAGCUCAAACAGGCUGAAGAACGGCGCAUCGAAACGCUCCAGAAAACUGUGAGCGAUAAGAGUCAGCUGAAGUUCCUGACUGGAGAAUGGUUCUACGAGACCAAACAGCUUCGCCACCAGGACCGGAUCCAUGGUUCUGACAUCAUCAUGGCCUCCAUGGCAGACAGGCGGCAUCAGCCACUGACUAUAAUGAAGGCCUCCUAUGUGUUGGUGAAAAGCAGCAGCUUCACAAGCUGUGAAAGUACAGAGGAAAUCUUUCCUUCUGGGUUCCGUGGAUCACAGGAGGCUGAGCUCUGCACUGAUGGAUUCCAGAACACUGAGAAGAACAUUCAAGCUGGUCUAAGAUCUCCUCUGAAGAAGAGAGAAAACCCUUUUGAUGAUCAACACUCUCUAAAAAAGCAGGAUUGUCAGUUAGAGGAUGCAGAAAAGGAUCCAGGUCUGACACAGAGAGGCGAGACCAAAAUAUCAGCUGACAGCUUCAUCUCAACUGCUGCACAGAAUAAACAAAAGAUCAAGGAUUACACAAUCACAGAGGAUGCAUUUGUUUCAUUUCCUGUUCCUGAAAAAACCGGGUCAAAUAUGAAUUCUCAGGAUGGAUCACGUGGCAGAAGUUUUACUGAAAUGCACAUCAUCCUUCAGAACCUGUCUGCUUCCAGCUCCACGGUGGCUCCAUGUUCCUACCUGGACGCUCCGACUCCAGUCAGCCAGGAAACAGACAAGAAACAGGACAGUUUUGAGUCUGGUGGCCAAAGUGCCAUAAGAGACCUGCAGAAUCUUCAAGAACAGAGUAUGCUAGGAAUCCAACCUCUCACUUCUUCAGAGACAAAAAACACCAGCACUUUUAAGAUCAGUACAGUCACUGGCACACGCAGAUCCUGCCUACAGCAGAGUCAGGAGGACUCACAGGAAGGUGAACUCCCCUGCAAACAUGAUGCGAAUGUCCAGAAGCAUCACAUUUCCCAUCAUCAAAACCUUGGUGAUGUCUGUGAGCAGUGUUACUUUGAGUCGAUAAUCCCAGCAGCUUUCAGCUUUGUUUCUGCUUUGGAGGAGGUGGAGAAACGUCCCUUCCUCGCUAAAGCCAGGAGCAGUCCAGACGAACGCUCACCUGAGGACAGCUCAAAUGCCACCUCAGGCCUCAAACACAGCUCUGAAAGGUCACCUCAGGUUCCUCCCACAACGUAUGAAAGCAGACUCCACACACUGGAGCAGGAAGAGAUGGCCUGUACACCAGCAGAAGAUGAGAUUGAGAAGAAAUCUCACGAAGAAGAAGUACAGACAACUCCGAUCUCCCAAGUCAGGUCACUGCAGCUUGCUGUGCUGCAGAACCGUCCAUUCAAAGAAACACUGACAUUAUUAGAUGUGGAUAAUCAACAAGAGGGGUCGAAGAGCCAAGCUCAGGUCAUGAAGAGAAAAUCCAACUUGAAAGCUUCUUGGAUGACAGAAAAGACAAGUGUUGAUUUAUCCUCAACGGGACAGGAGGUGAAACACAAAACCAAGACCAAGAUUGUUCAUUUUUACAGCUUUCAUAAAAACCCCAAUGCGAAAAACAACAGCGUCUCACCUCAGAUUGGAAAUCAGGAGGACACAACAGGAAGACCCAUAGAAAAGGAUAUGCCAUCCCAGAUGGAGAAUGACACGAUGAAAGACGAUGAGACGUACAGAGCCAACCCAGUGUUCAUUUAUGAGGAUGACGCUCUGUUGGCAACAGAGUUAAAGAUUACUGAGCCAGAGGACAGCCAGGGCACGUCAGGACAUUUCAUGGACAAGAAACUCUCAUCUCCAGAAGAAGCUUUGAGCAGCUCCAUUUUCACGAACAACCCAGUUUUUUCAGAAGAUACAGUAACAUCUGGGGAGGAAGUGGAUCAAAACAAUACUAAAGAGCGUCCCCGUCCAGAUGGCUCACAAGUAAGCAGCUUCAGAUGUGGGGAAGUUCAAGAACGUGACGCCAAGGCUGACACUGAACAAUCCCCAAAUUUCAGUGAAUGGCAGAUUCCGAAAUCAAAAGACAAGUUUGAAAAAAUCAGAAAGAGUCCAAGUAAAACCUACCCCCCAAACGAUUUACCUCAAGAAUCCUCAUGUGCCAAGGAAUUUAGGCUGAGAGAGUCUCCAUUGAAAACCUUUCCAAUAGACAUCGUUCCCGAGGUGAAAGUUGCACAAGAGCCGCAGCAGAAGAUAAAGUCAGAGUCCAGACAGAUGGAGAGUUUCUCUCCUGUAAGAAAGCAGAGGGAGCUACCCAACACCAACACUGAUGAGGCUAUAAGUUUCUCCAGGUCAAAUAAAAUGAAGACCAGCUAUUCUCUUCCUCUUCAGCUGGAUCAGAGAGCCAAUGACAACACGUUUGAGACCAGCUUUGGACACAGGAGGAACACCAACAGCUCCAUCUCUGACAUGAGCUUCUCCUCAGAAAUGGACUCCAUGUCCCCUAUGAGCAGCAGCCUGAACAGCAUCUGCCCUGCAGACGUCAGAGACACUGAGGUCCAGGGCAGCAUACAGUUUGCACUGACCUACAUCCAGAAGCUCGGAGAGUUUCAGAUCUUUGUGGUGCUCUGUAGGGGUCUGGCUGUGGCGGACCCCAAGAAGAACCGUACCGAUCCAUAUGUGAAAUGCAGCCUUCUCCCUGACAAAACAAAGCUGGGCAAGAAAAAAACCUCAGUGAAGAAGAAGACACUAAGCCCAACCUACAAUGAAGUCCUAGGGUUUAAAAUCCCAAUGGAGGUGUUAAGAAUCCAGCAUUUGAACAUCACUGUGAGUCACAAAGACACGUUUGGGCGGAGCAGCUUCCUGGGCGAAGUGGACCUGGAUUUGUCUGUGUGGGACUUCAGCAACACUCAGAUUAACGAAUUUCCACUUAAAGCAAAGGUUCCAGUGCAGGUUUUAGCGGUAUCGAGCUCUACGAUGAACAGCAGAGGAGAAAUGAGAGUUGCUUUACGAUUCCUGCAGCAGCCCCCACAGAGCAGUGGAGCAGCACGAAUAGAGAUGGGUGAGGUCCAGAUUUGGGUGAAAGAUUGCAAGAAUCUUCUUCCAGUGAGAGGAUCCAUGAUUAACCCGUUUGUAAAGUGCACUGUGCUUCCUGACAUGAGCAGUAAAAGUCGACAGAAGACACGCGUGGUGAAGAGGACAGUCAACCCCAUGUUUAACCACACUAUGGUGUACGAAGGCUUCAGACUGGACGACCUCAGAGAGAUCUGUGUGGAAAUCACUGUGUGGGAUCAAGAUCACCUGAAGAACUACUACAUAGGUGGACUCAGGCUUGGGCUGGGGACAGGCAGAAGCUAUGAAGUCGACGUGGUUUGGAUGGACUCAACAGCACAUGAAGUCAACUUAUGGAACCGAAUGUUAAAAUCUAAUGCUGAAUGGGUGGAGGAGGUUCUGCCUUUGAGGUUGCUGGCAGGAGCAGCAAACAGUGUGUCAAAGUGAUGCAUGCUGGGAUUUCUGCUCAUGCUCAUGGGAAUGGGCUGACUUAACUGACGUGCAAAUCACAUCAACAAAUCACUUGACGCAAAAACAUUUUAAAGAUCACAACAACAAUUAAAAAAAC
Oryzias latipes (Japanese medaka) is the source of this 3699-nucleotide messenger RNA. Its product is annotated as synaptotagmin-like protein 2. Gene Ontology annotation, molecular function: neurexin family protein binding; small GTPase binding. Gene Ontology annotation, biological process: intracellular protein transport; exocytosis. Lineage: Eukaryota; Metazoa; Chordata; Actinopteri; Beloniformes; Adrianichthyidae. The record is from RefSeq and is a predicted model, not a curated record. Gene Ontology annotation, cellular component: exocytic vesicle; plasma membrane.